Messenger RNA from Arachis stenosperma, 546 nucleotides. RefSeq lists its product as uncharacterized. The transcript has a single exon. The coding region runs from base 1 to 546 and encodes 181 amino acids. The record is from RefSeq and is a predicted model, not a curated record. Lineage: Eukaryota; Viridiplantae; Streptophyta; Magnoliopsida; Fabales; Fabaceae.
AUGGCGGCCCUAGCUGAGGUCCCAUGGCUGGACGAUGAUGUGCGACCACCGCCCCCAGAUGCAGAUGACAGGGAGGUUACUAUCCCCUGGGGUGGUUGGGUGCACGAGAGACCACCUGCUAGACGCCGCUCUAGGGCGAGAGCUGUUGUGGGGACACCUUCACCAUCAGCCCCUACAGCUGCCCCAUCAUCCUCUGCAGCCGCAGCUCCCUCAUCAUCCACAGAUCCUCCAACAGCACCUGAGCUUACCUAUCUCCUGGUCCAGCGUCUUUUUCGGUUUUUAGAGCGCGAGCGACGCCAUGUCAAACGCCGGUUGGAUCGGAUGGACCAGGCACUUAUUUCUUUGGGUGCUGAGCUACCUCCGCUUCCCGAUUCUCCGGCCUCCGAUGAGCAGGAUCAUCAGGAGGAGGAUGCGGAGGCACCAGUUCAGCAGGAUGCCCCUGACAUUACAGAGCCACCACAGACUCAGGAGGAGCCGGUCCCACACCCACAGCCACAGCCAAAGCCAGAGCCUAUCGUCGUACCUCCCACUGAUCCUCCGGUUUAG